Messenger RNA from Microplitis demolitor, 3843 nucleotides. RefSeq lists its product as uncharacterized. The record is from RefSeq and is a predicted model, not a curated record. Bases 1 to 3843 code for a protein of 1280 amino acids. The transcript has a single exon. Gene Ontology annotation, molecular function: aspartic-type endopeptidase activity; nucleic acid binding. NCBI's taxonomy places the organism in Eukaryota, Metazoa, Arthropoda, Insecta, Hymenoptera, Braconidae. Gene Ontology annotation, biological process: DNA integration; proteolysis.
AUGACCAAGUUAAGUACUACUCCAAUUAGACUAUUACUAGAUACUGGUUCUGAAAUUUCCUUUAUUUCAGAUUCACUAGUUUGCCUCUUAGCUCUAUCACGCUCACGCUCAAAUCUCAACAUACUGGGGAUUGGCUCCACCAAGGCUGGUCAUACAAAAGGGUGUGUGCAGAUCACACUCGUAUCUCAACACUCAGCUCAGAAAAUCACCAUCAUUGCACACAUCCUGAGUGGUUUAACUGCUCUACUACCGUCCAUUGCGCUCGAAAACAUCGAUCUCGCGCGCUACAAGUCUCUCAAGUUAGCAGAUCGAGACUUCGCUGUACCAGGACCAGUCGAUAUCAUCAUUGGUGCUGAUUACUACGGACGAGUAGUACUCGACGAAACUAUUCGAUGGGAAGAUGAUUUCCCUAUCGCUCAAAAUACUAUCUUUGGUUGGAUUGUACUCGGUCCAAUCACCACAACUACUCACCAGCCACCUCGGAUGCUACAAGUAACCUGCUCGGAUCAUCAUCAAGAGCUUCAGGAGCUCCUAACACGGUUUUGGAUUCAGGAAGAGGUACCAUCUGAUCAACCCAAUCUGCUCACUCCUGACGAGGAAGCAUGUGAAGCUCAUUUCCAGAGCACACACAGACGAGCUGCUGCUGGAAGAUACAUUGUCAGACUCCCAUUCAAGUCUUCCCCAGCUCGGCUCGGAGACUCAUACAGUGCUGCAUAUCGGUGUCUUCGGCACCUGGAGCGUCGUCUCAACAACGACCAACAACUCAACAAGCUCUACCGGGAGUUCAUGGAUGAGUAUCUUCAACUUAACCACAUGGUACUCGCAGACCAUGACUCGGCUCACCAAGGUUACCUCCUGCCUCAUCAUGGGGUCCUGAAGACCGCCAAUAACAAGCAAAAAAUACGAGUAGUAUUUAACGGCUCCAAACCAAUCAAUUCUGGGCUGUCCCUGAACGACUUAGCGCAUACAGGUCCCAGACUUCUGCUCAACAUCCUUGAUGUUCUGCUCCGACUUCGCACACAUCGAUUCAUCUUCCUCACGGACAUUACCAAGAUGUACCGCCAAAUUCUGGUCCACCGUGAUGACCAGAUUUACCAGAAAAUACUCUGGUUCGAUCACGUCGGCAAUAUUGUGCAAUUUCUGCUCACUACCGUUACCUACGGCACGACGUUUGCUCCAUACCUGGCCGUUCGUGCCCUGCUCCAGCUCGUCAAGGAUGAGGGACACAGAUUCCCGUUAGCCAUCGUGCCACUCACUCGGGGUCGUUACGUCGACGACAUCUCAGGAGGCGCUGACGACACCGAAACACUUCAACAGGUCGCCGAUCAAACGGAACAACUCUGUAAGGCGGGCGGAUUCCCACUUGCCAAGUGGGCAAGUAAUUUUCGCCAGCUCAAUCAACUCAGCCACGCGGAAGUGGUCGAUCAAUACCCACUCGAGGAUCCAGAUACCAGCACCAAGGUCUUGGGAAUGCUCUGGUCCUCCAAACGAGAUCAAUUCUCGUUCCAUCACACUGCGCAAUCAACCUCGGCUUCAUCGUACACCAAACGUGCAGUACUCUCAGAGAUUGCUCAGAUUUUUGAUCCUCUUGGGUUCCUUGCUCCACUCACAAUUCAGGCAAAGAUGUUUAUGCAGGAACUCUGGCUUGUGAAACUCGGCUGGGACGAACCACUACCGGCUACAUUACGCCAUAAGUGGAAAACAUUCAAGCAAGAACUCAUCAGCAUCGACUCGAUAAAAAUCCCAAGAUGGAUCAGCUCAUCCACGUGCUCGGAUCUUGAGAUUCAUGGAUUCUCAGAUGCCUCUCAAUUGGCAAUGGCAGCUGCCGUUCUGAUCAAGGUUCACAAUCCUGCUCGAGGAGUUCGAGUAACGCUGCUCUGCUCCAAAACUAAGGUCUCGCCAUUAAAGAAGAUGACGAUUCCCCGAUUGGAACUAAGUGCUGCUCUCAUGUUGGCCAAACUCGUCCGUCACUGCCAGAUAACUCUAGGUUACGAGCGAGUUCCAACCUACCUCUGGACUGAUUCAUCAGUCGCGCUCACGUGGAUUCACUCUCACCCGUCGCGCUGGAAGGACUUCGUCAGGAAUCGAGUGUCACAAAUUCAGGAUCUUACUCCAGAUGGCCACUGGAGGUUCGUUUCUGGCACAGAAAAUCCAGCAGAUUGUGCGACACGUGGUUUAACCACUACUCAGCUCAAGGUUCAUCAGCUAUGGUGGACUGGCCCACCAUGGUUGCUCCAAAACCAGUCGUCCUGGCCCACCAGUCCUGCUCAUAUUGAUGUAGACUCACUACCUGAAGAACGACCCAUCAAGGCGUUCUACUCAUCGGCUCAACCGCUGGUAUCUCACUGGACUAUCAUGGAUCGCCCAAUUCCGCUACUACGGGUUUUGCGAGCCACCGUGAUCUGCUGGAGAUUCCGGGAUCUGCUCAAUCACAAGCCCAACUCAACACUCAAUCAUGCGAUCACCUCUGACGAAGUCUCGCAAGCGCUCAGCUUCUGCAUCAAGGAAACCCAACGAGUCUACUUCCACAGUGAAAUAAAGCUCCUCAACACUCAAGCAUCAUGGCCAAGGGAUCACCCAUUUGCUCGCCUAGUUGCCUUCCUGGACACCGACGGCAUCAUCCGAGUUGGUGGGCGUCUGGCAAAUGCACCAGACAAUGAUCAACAUAAGCACCCUGCAGUAUUACCACGUGAUGCUCCACUCACUCGGCUCAUUAUCUCUGACUCCCACCAGCGUACACUGCACGGAGGAACUCAGCUCACACUCGCCUAUCUUCGGCAACGAUAUUGGGUAUUGGGUGGCCGGCAACCAGUUCGGUCGUUCAUUCACAAAUGCCUCAAAUGUGCUCGGCAUCGAGGAAUUCGUGCCCAACAAUUGAUGGGACAAUUACCUGCUCCACGGGUCACCCCGUCACCACCAUUUGCUCACACUGGUGUCGACUAUGCGGGUCCCGUGACUCUCAAGACGUGGAAGGGACGUGGAUCGAAAUCGUCGAAGGGCUGGAUUUGCGUCUUUGUAUGUCUCGUCACCUCAGCAGUUCAUUUAGAACUAGUUAGUGAUUACUCAUCCGCCACCUUCAUUUCUGCUCUCUAUCGCUUCAUCAGCCGGCGUGGAAUAUGCUCAGCUCUAUACAGUGACUGCGGAACCACGUUCCAAGGUGCUAGCUCAGAGCUCAAGAGGCUCUUUUCUCAAUAUACACGAGAAUCGGCUGAACUGCUCGCCUUUGCCACUGUGAAUAACAUUAAGUGGCAUUUCAACCCACCAGCGGCUCCCCACAUGGGCGGAAAGUGGGAAGCAGCGGUGAAGUCGCUCAAACAUCACCUCACGAGGACUGUCGGUGAUUCUCGACUCACUUUCGAGGAAAGUACAACUCUCCUAGCUCGGAUCGUAGCGACUCUCAACUCAAGACCCCUGGAAGCCAUCAGCGAAGACCCUGAUGACCUGACCGCUCUUACACCCGGUCACUUCCUCAUCGGGAGAGAACUCAACGCCAUUCCAGAGCCUUCACUCAUGGACCUCAACUCGUCACGGCUCUCCAGAUGGCAAUUCAUACAACAACGUGCUCAAUACUUCUGGAAACAUUGGUCCACCAGCUACAUCCAACGCCAGCUGGCCCAGACCAAGUGGUGUCAACCACGGAAUGAUGUUCAAAUCGGCUCAUUAGUUCUGCUCACCAAUGAGAAUGCUCCGCCAAAUCGAUGGCCUCUCGCGAAGGUCACGGACGUUCACCCUGGGCGUGAUGGGCUCACUAGAGUAGCCACAAUCAAAACCAUCAAUGGUAUUCUCACGCGGCCAGUUGCCAAACUUGCAUUGCUGCCGCUCGCACCUGAACGGGACGCGUAA